This is a messenger RNA of Parasteatoda tepidariorum (common house spider), 4700 nucleotides long. Its product is annotated as beta-ureidopropionase. NCBI's taxonomy places the organism in Eukaryota, Metazoa, Arthropoda, Arachnida, Araneae, Theridiidae. The record is from RefSeq and is a predicted model, not a curated record. Gene Ontology annotation, molecular function: beta-ureidopropionase activity.
AGCCCAAAAACUUCUGUCAUCAAUCUAUCAAUGCAUACGUAAUCAAAAGAGAAAUUCAGUUCUGGGUUUUUAAACUUUACACUCAAAAACCUUUUUCAACGUUUUAAACUGUAAGCAUUGUAUUUUAAAUGUACUAAAUUAAAGUUUAAGAAUGUAAACGUCAUAGCUAGCCCAAACGGAAUGAUAUCAAGCCUAAAAUUGAUUGUAGAUGUCAAAUGUCAAACACAAGCACGUAUCAGCAGCUGAUCUUCUGAUAUUUGAACAGUUUACUUUACUCUUUGAUGUUCAAUUUAUCUUACUAGUUAAUUUUGCUAAUUAUCGUUUUCUCAUUAAUUAGUGUUAAUUUUUAACAGUUUAAUUAUGGCAGCGAUGAUAGAUAACAUUGAUUCUAUCUUGGAAGCUCAUUUACCUGAGGAUGACCUCCGUUAUGUAAAAAGAGUAUUAUAUGGAAAAGAAUUAAAAAAACUAGAAUUUUCUGAAGAUGUUUUAGCUGAAGCCACUAGUAAAAAUCUUGAACUGAAAGGUUACGUUUUUGAUGCAUUACCUGAAGAUCUUCGACCUCCCCAUCUUGUUCGAGUUGGUCUUGUACAACAUGCGAUUGUAGAACCUACUACUGCACCAAUAUCAAAACAAAGAGAAGCCAUUCAUAAUCGUGUUCGGGAGAUUGUUGAAAUAGCAGCACAGUGUGGAGUUAAUAUUAUAUGCUUUCAAGAAGCAUGGACAAUGCCCUUUGCCUUUUGCACUAGAGAAAGAUAUCCAUGGUGUGAAUUUGCUGAAAAUGCUGAAAGUGGUCCUACGACACUCCUUUGUGCAGAGUUAGCUGCAAAACACAAUAUGGUUAUUGUUUCUAAUAUUCUGGAAAGAGAUGAAACUUAUGGAGAUACUAUAUGGAAUACUGCUGUUGUCAUUUCAAGCUCUGGAGCAUAUUUAGGAAAAUCUCGCAAGAAUCAUAUACCACGUGUUGGCGAUUUUAAUGAAUCUACUUAUUACAUGGAAAGUGACUUAGGGCAUCCUGUAUUUCAAACUCGUUUUGGAAAAAUUGCAAUCAACAUCUGUUAUGGAAGGCAUCAUCCACAAAAUUGGAUGGUUUAUGGACUUAAUGGUGCUGAAAUUGUUUUUAAUCCAUCAGCUACUAUUGGAGACUUAAGUGAACCCAUGUGGCCCAUAGAGGCAAGAUGUGCUGCUAUUGCCAAUAGCUAUUUUACUUGUGCAAUCAAUCGGGUUGGAACUGAAACUUUUCCAAAUGAAUUUACUUCUGGUGAUGGGAAACCAGCACAUAAGGAUUUUGGACAUUUUUAUGGUUCUAGUUAUGUGGCUGGCCCUGAUGGUAGUCGAACUCCGGGUUUGUCUAGAUUAAAGGAUGGAUUACUAGUUUCUGAAAUGGAUUUGAAUUUAUGCAGACAAGCAAAAGAUAAAUGGGGUUUUAAGAUGACGCAGCGACUGAAUAUUUAUGCUGAUGCUAUUUACUGGGCUUCUCAACCAGAUUUCACUCCCCAAGUUCUGCAUGAAAACUGAUUCUGUGUUUGGAUGCUUUCUGACCAAGCUAUGGAUCCUCACUUUCUUUUAUCGCCAAAUUUUGAAAAUUUCUUACUGAUACUUGUUAUACAUUAUGAAUAUUAUUGUUGUUAAAAUUAUCUGAUUGUCUUAAUAUGGUUUUGCUUUAAACUAUUUCAUAUCUUUAUGAACAGUUCUUCUUAGUUUUAGAAAAUGUUUAAAUUGAACACAAACCAUUUAAUUUAUCAUAUCAUUAUUCAAUCCAAACAAAUUUAUUUAAUGUAUUACAAUUCACUUUUGUUGCCUUAAUUAAAAAGAGGAAUUCAUAUUCUUUAUUCAAAAUAUAUAAAAAAGUUAAUUUUCUACAUUUUUUUUGUAAAUUGGUUUUUAUAUUAAAUAAUAUAUUUUUAUUUUAUUGUUUUAAUUUUAUGUUAUUAUUCUGUAUUAAGAUUUAUUAAAUGUGCAAUAUUCUGUACUGUUUGUCCUUAAAGAUUUUUUAAUUUGUAAAAAAUUAAAAAUUAUUAAUUUUAUUUCCUCUUGAUAUUUUUAAAAUAGAAGUUUAUUUUUUAAUAUUUUGUAUCUGUUUAUUAUAAAUAACGAAAUUGUAUAUUUUUAUUAUUACUCAGCAUAAAGAUUGUUUUAAGUGUGCAAUAUACUAUUCUGAUUAGAUUUUAAAUUGUAACAAAUUAUUUAUAAUUAAAUUGUAUGUUAAUUAAUUUUAGUUGUAUAGUAAUUAAUUUUAAUUAUAUAGUGAUUAAUCCAAAUUCAAGUUUAUUUUCUGAAUUAAAUCUAAAUUAACUAUUAUAUCUGUUAUGCAUUAAAAAUUAAUAUUUUAUUUGACAUUGUUAUUGUUCAUAUAGGUUUUUGAGGCAUCAAAUAUGCUUUCUCAUUUCUACUAAAUUUUUGAUGUAAUAAACGAAUAAUUAUUUCGGUGCAGUGUUUGUUUUCAAAGGCAUUAAAGUGGACUUUUUUUUGAAAAGAAUUAUAAUGCUUUUAAUUAAGAAACCUUCCAAAUUAUUUCUUCAGUGUUAUUCGGAUGAUGUUUUUGACGGUUUAGAUUUCUGUAUGAAAUUGAAAAUUUUACUUUGGAGAGAAAGCUAUAAAAAUUUGUGUUAGUUGGUUACUUAUAGUACAAAAUUGUGAUGGUUUAAUUAGAUGAUCAAGUUAUAGUGUGAUGAUUUAAUUGCUUUUUAUUAUGUGUUUUUGGAUUUUAGACAUUAGCUUAAACAAAUCAACUUACGUACAUAAUCAACGUAAAAAGUUUAGCUAUGUCUAGGAAAUAGUUAUAAAUGCAGCUAUACAAUAAGAUGUAAAAUAAACCUUUCUUAUUUUGAUUGAUUUUUCAUUACCGCAUAUAAAGUGCGAUUGACUUAUUGCAAAGGAUUUAGCUGUAAUUUUUUUAAUUGUUACAAUCUGUGCUGUCAAACGUUCAGUUUUAAAAAAUUUCCCAGCAUUUAAACUUAGAAGUUAAUCCUUUUUUCUUUGGACAGCUGUACAGGAUGCUCUGUAAUAAAGUAUAAAUUAGACUUCAGAGACUGUUUAUGAAUAUAUAUUAAUAAAUCACUACUGAAAAAACAUUAGAAAACAUUAGUCAGAGAAAACACAGUUGAGUUGAAAGGCUAUUGUUUGUAACAUUCCAAAAUUUCUUCCAGCAUUCAAACUGUUUUUUAUCUCCUUAUUUAUCAAUAAUUCAGCAAAUAUUCGUUUCAAUUUUGUUUUUACCUUGUUUAAGUAUCUAUUGGCAACCUAUAACGUUUAUCUCUUUUUGAUAUAUAUUAAGGGUAUUUGAUGUAUAUUACGGGAGGUUUGAUAUAUAUAUUAGAGGGUAAAAAUAUGCAUUAAGGGGGAUUGCUGUAGGUACACCUUCUAUAUUAAUUUUUUUUUCAAUUAUUUGAAUAUUAUAAUUCAAUUUUAUUUUAAUUAAAAUUAAUAAUGUGCUUCACAGUUCAUUUGUUUAAUUUCUGCCUGGUGUUAUUGGAUUAUAUGGUUGUGUGUAGUUGUUUGGAAAAAUGUUUUUAUAAUUUUGCUUUUGCUGAUGCAUUUCCGAAUAAUAGCCUGUAAAUUUUUAUUUUUUAAGGUAUUUUCAUGUGAAAAAUGUUUAUUUUUUUUAAAUGUUGAAAUCAUACAAAUUCUAUAUUUAUCAGUAAUUCAACAAAUAGUAUCUCUUAGCAACUUAUAAUGUUUAUCUUUUUUUUUCUUCUUAUUUUUGUUCUAUAUUAAGGGUAUUUAAUAUAUAUUAUGGGGUGUAUAUGCAUAUUAAGGGCAAGGGAUAAAAAUUUGCAUUAGGGGGAUCAUUGUGGUACACCCUUUUUAAAUUUGUUUUGCAAUCAUUUGAAAAUUAUUAUUGAAUUUUAUUUUAUUUAAAAUUAAUAAUAUGCUUCAACAUUUUAUUUGUUUAAUUUCUGCUUGGUGUUAUUGUAUUAUAUGGUUGUGCAUAGUUGUUGGAAAAAAUGCUUUUGCUGAUGCAUUUACAAAUAAUAGCCUAUAAAGAAUUAUAUUUUUUAAAGUAUUUUUAUGUGAAAAAUAUUUAUUUUUCAAUGUUGAAAUCAUACAAAUUCUAUAUUUGAAGUGUUAUAAUAAGCUGUACUGUAACAUUUUUAUUCUACAAAAAUUUCUUAUAUUCAAUUUAAAAAAAUUGAGUUUGUUCACAACAGUUACAUAAUGAAAAAAAUCCUACUGAGAGCCUUACUAUGAAAUGAGAAAAAAACUGACGUUAAAAUAUUUCAUUUUCAGCACACUUUCAAGAAGUGUGAAAAAAAUCAAUGUGUACCCUAACUUAUUACAUUUAUGAAAUAUAUCAAUUAAUAAUUUUGAUAGUCACAGAAAUUCUCUUUCUCCAAAAAAAUAAAUUGGAAAAUUAAAAUGGUUUCACCAUUUUUUUACGGGUAAAGUUUCCUGCUAGAGUUUUUUUCAUAUAGGCCUGUCUAUGAUUGUUAUACCUUUCCUCGUUGCAACUUUUUAUUAUAUAAUUUUAGCUUCAUGUUGCAGAUUUACAAAUAAUAAUUAAAAAGACUAUAUUUGUUAAUAAAAUCUCUUAAAAAUACUGCUUUUUAUUUAUUUAUUAUUUUAAAAAAAAACAUUGUUGGAACUAGAAUAAUUUAUCAGUUUCAAUACAAGCCAAAUAAAUUGUAUUGAGGCAUUUAAUUAUCAUUAAUUUAUCAUAACAUUUAAAUAAAUCUCAGUUAAUAAAAACAAUUGAGCUUAUA